This is a messenger RNA of Fundulus heteroclitus (mummichog), 6311 nucleotides long. Its product is annotated as potassium voltage-gated channel subfamily B member 2. Gene Ontology annotation, cellular component: voltage-gated potassium channel complex; membrane. Gene Ontology annotation, molecular function: protein binding; delayed rectifier potassium channel activity. Gene Ontology annotation, biological process: protein homooligomerization; potassium ion transmembrane transport. The transcript has 3 exons. NCBI's taxonomy places the organism in Eukaryota, Metazoa, Chordata, Actinopteri, Cyprinodontiformes, Fundulidae. The record is from RefSeq and is a predicted model, not a curated record. Bases 963 to 3530 code for a protein of 855 amino acids.
AAUCCCAAGGCGUUCCCAGGCCAGCUGGGAGACAUAGUCCCUCCAGCGUGUGUGUGUGCAACGGGUAGCAGUAAAAAACUGUGUGUUAACGUCACAUAAACAUGCAAGCAUAUCGAGUUAGUUUUUUUUUUUGUUUUUGUUUUUUUGGAAUGUUGGCGAGGCUGUAGCGUGAGUUUGGCGAGGCAGCGUAAUGGGCAGGAAACCCUGAAUGUUUUAAACAAAUUAUUCUGUGUUUAGUGAGUCUGUCAUAUAUGAGUUUCAAUCUCAACUGUAUGAAGGAAAAUAAUUAGACUUUCUUUCAUAAUUUGAGAAGCAUCUGCAUUUCUAGUUUGUAUUUGGCAAUUUUUACAUAGCUACAAUGAAGGAGGCAUCGUAAAAUAUUUCCUUUUGCUUCCACUGUUAGUUUCCGUGGUGGGAGUUGCUUCAGUAGAAAGUAAAGUAGGCGAGCUGAAGUUCAGCUGGAAACAAGCUGUUGAUCUGGAGCUGUUCUUGGUGCUGAACUACUAAAUCCAAUUAGCUCCCUCCCCGCCCCCAUCCUCAUGCUGUCCGUUCAUCCUCUCUUCUUCAGGCCGAUAGUUGCUGGAGCCAGGUGCUUCCUGUGUGUGCUGUGCAUAUUUGUACCCUUUGUCCUGCUCUUCAUCAACAGAACAUUGCACAGAAAUGUGGAUUUUCAGCGGCCGUCGUGUUCUUGGUAAAAAUCCCAGGUCAGCAGCCAGAGGGGAACGGAGUGGCUGGAAACUGGAAUGUCCUGGGAAGUAAUACAUUAGGCUUGUCAGAAGAUUCAGCAGAGACAUGGGUCUCAUCAGGAGUCUGAUAGCCUGAAAACGGCGAAGUGAGCUUGGUUGGCCUUAUCUAACCAUCCAACACUCUCAUCCUUUGGAAACACAGAGGCCCCAACUCACAAACACCUCUGUUAGAGUGGACCCAGCUUCCCAGGAAGAAACGGAGCCAGCCCACUCAGCAUGACAGACAGAGUGAACUUCAGCGCCCCCAAAGUCAACCCCCGGCCUGCCACGGCUCCUCUGCUCCCACCGGAACCAAUCGAUAUCAUCCGCACCAAAGCUCGAUCCCGGCGAGUCCGGCUCAAUGUGGGCGGCCUCAGUCAUGAAGUGCAGUGGAGAACACUAGACCGGCUGCCUCGCACCCGUCUGGGUCGACUAAGAGACUGCAACACCCAUGAGUCUCUGCUAGAGAUUUGUGAUGACUACAGUUUGAGUGAGAAUGAAUAUUUCUUUGACAGGCAUCCAAUGGCGUUCUCCUCCAUCCUCAAUUUCUACAGAACAGGGAAGCUGCACAUGAUGGAGGAGAUGUGCGCUUUGUCCUUUGGCCAGGAGCUAGACUACUGGGGAAUUGAUGAGAUCUACCUGGAGUCCUGCUGCCAGGCGCGGUAUCACCAGAAGAAGGAGCAGAUGAAUGAGGAGCUGAGGAGGGAGGCUGAGACACUGAGAGACAAGGACGGAGAAGUUGAGGAGCAGGGCUGUUGUCCUGACCAAAGACAGCAGCUUUGGGAUCUCCUGGAGAAACCCAGUUCUUCUAUUGCUGCAAAGGUCCUGGCCAUGGUCUCUAUCCUUUUCAUAGUCAUUUCUACCAUCUCAUUAUCCCUCAACACUCUGCCAGAGCUCCAGGUUGUGGAUGAAUUUGGCCAGUUCAACGACAACCCCAAUCUAGCCCAUGUGGAAGCUGUGUGCAUUGCCUGGUUCACUAUGGAGUACCUGCUUCGCCUGCUGUCAGCACCUAAUAAGUGGAACUUCAUCAAAGCACCACUGAAUAUCAUAGAUUUGUUGGCUAUAUUGCCUUACUAUGUGACCCUCUGCCUAACUGAAUCCAACAAGAGUGUGAUGCAGUUUCAGAAUGUGCGCCGUGUCGUCCAGAUUUUCCGUAUUAUGAGGAUCCUGAGGAUCCUGAAACUGGCUAGGCAUUCAACAGGACUCCAGUCCUUGGGCUUCACAUUGAGACGAAGCUAUAAUGAGCUGGGUUUGCUGAUCCUUUUCUUGGCUAUGGGCAUUAUGAUCUUCUCCAGCUUGGUGUUCUUUGCUGAGAAGGAUGAAGACUCCACUAAAUUCACAAGCAUUCCUGCCUCUUUCUGGUGGGCUACUAUCACAAUGACAACUGUUGGAUAUGGUGACAUCUAUCCACAAACCCUACUGGGCAAAAUUGUGGGAGGGCUUUGCUGUAUAGCAGGUGUGCUAGUCAUUGCACUUCCCAUCCCUAUAAUCGUCAACAACUUCUCUGAAUUCUACCGAGAACAGAAGAGACAAGAAAAGGCCAUUAAGAGAAGGGAAGCGCUUGAAAGAGCUAAAAGAAGUGGAAGCAUUGUUUCUAUUAACUUGAAAGAUGCAUUUGCCCGUAGUAUGGAACUUACAGAUGUGCUGGUGGAAAAAAAAGAAGAAAACAAAUGUCUGGUGGACAACCACCUGUCCCCUAGUCGUUGGAGCUACCACAAACACUACUCCAACACAGAUGUCAGUAGCCCAGCAAAGUCCCAGCAGUUUCAACAGGUCACACAGUGGGACUCCCCUGAAGCACUGAAACCACAGAUGAAUAAAACUCCUCCUCAAUCCUUUGGUGCAAAGCAGCUUGACAGUCCUUACAGCCAGUCAGAGUCCCUACAAGAGCAGCAUGCCAAUCUUAUAGAUAACCAGGCAAAGACAAAUAUUUUGACCUCUAUUCAAACCCAACCAAUUUUACCUAACGUUAGCAAGGGGGAGGAACUUGCUUCUGUGGCUGAUUCUUUGGCUGAAAAAGAAGAAAAAAGCUCUCUGUUACCAAGUGUAGAAAGAGGUCAAUCUAGUCUGAGACACUCUAUCCCUCCCCCCUUGGAUUUAAGUCAAAUCAGCACAAUGGAAGCACAUCGGGGCCCCGACAGUGACCAACCAACUACAAUAAUCAAAGAGGGUUUGUAUGAAUUUUUGUCCAGUGCCCAAACAACUGUGACUGAAGAAAAGACAUUGGUGCCCCAGAGAGAUGAAAGAUUUGUGAAAACCAGUGAAAGAAUUUGCAGCUCUGAACAAGAUUAUAGCAGCCCUCAAACAAUUAGAACCCUAAAUGUUGACUUCAUGGGCUCUGAAGGUGAUGUUCUUACAGCAGUUAUGACACCUAAAACAACCAAAGACUCCACCAGCUCAGCCAAGCUUGAUCAACUACUUUCUGAAGAUGUGUUUUCCAUGCUUUCUACUUCUCCCAGUUCUGGUAUGCAUGACACAACGUCUGUGCUAACAAUACCAAAUUCUCCAGCUCUGUCACAUGAGUCUUCCCGUCCUGUUGGGGAGAGUUCCAUAAUCAGGAGCUUAGGAGGUGAAGGACAGCACACAAGCUUAAGCCAUCAGGGGAAAAAUCACAUGGAAAAGGCUCCUACUGCUGCUGGCUCAUGCAUUAGCGCCAGCUCAGCUAAAGCAAGCCCUCUCAACUGCACCCAGGAGCUAGUAACUAUGGGGGUGGCAGAUGGUGGCAGGGAGGGUAUAGCACAGGGGGUAGAAAACCAAGAAAAUCACAUUGGAAGUUUGACACCACCCUGUGAAACAAGUAUGUGAGCUCAAGAGUAAGCAUAGAUUGAAGCAGAGAGGAAAAAUGCAUGGAUUGAAAAGAAAAACAGAAGGUUUUGACGUUACCAAGACUGUUGGAUGGUUACCUAGCUGAGAUCUCCACCAUGUUGAUACAGACACUGUGAAAGCCCAAACCGAGGAAGCACAAAUAAAGAUGUAAUUUAAAAAAAGAAGUUCUGUUCUGUCCCAAAAGACUUUUUUUGAGUUAUUUUGCGAACACUGCUGUCAGUAAAAAGACAUUACUGAGACCUCAGCUUGGGACUCCAGUAAAACUUUGAGUGCAGGCUCACACGUCAGUGAACCAUUUUAAUGGCCACCAAGUUUGUGUUGCAGGUGUUUAUGCUGUAAGAUUAAAUUGUACGACUGUGAACCGAAAACUGACCAACUGCUAAUUUUGUAAGACUCAGAAGAAAGCAAAAACAAAGCCUUGAGUAAAUGAAGACAUUUGUGACUGUCAUGACUGUUUUGUUUGAGUGCAUUUGUGUCUCUGUUGCCCUGCAAUAGACUGGCGACCUGUCCAGGAUGUACUCCGCCUCUCGCCCAUUGACAGCUGGAGAUAGGCACCAGCACCCCUUGCAACCCCACAAGGAAUAGACGUGUUAGAAAAUGGGUGGAUGGAUGUGUCUCUGUUUGGGGAGGAGUGGCUGAAAUCUCCCUCCUGUUUACUACCCUGCAGUUUUUAUUUAGAAUGGGCAACCUGGAGCUUUAAAAGCUAGAGGACAUUUUUGUUUUGAAUUUGUCCAUACAACUUUUAAAUAUAUCUCCAACAAAUGUAGAACAACAUUCAUCACUUAAUACCACUGUGCAUCUAGCGAAAUGUUCUACAAUUGUUAGAGAGUGAAUAACAUUAAGGACAAAUACAUCUGAAGAAUACAGUAUAUGUGGUUGGGUUUGAUAACCUAUGUUCUGUUUUAUGGAUCCUUCAGUUUUUGUAACUUUUUCUAUCUUUCUUGUUUUGUAUACUCCUGUACUUACAACGGAAGCAGAAUCUUAAUGAUAAAAUAAUGGAAAAGGAAUUUUAAUCAGUCAUGCAACAAUCGCUGUUUCGCACCUUUUUCAAAAAGAAAAUGACCAGAAAGGAUCAACAGAUAAGCAACACUGUGAAUGAACUAUAUAACGGAUCUACAGUCAUAUAUCAGAAAUUAGAAUAUGCAUUCUGAUUAGACCGUUUGUCAGAAUAAAAGUACCUUUUGAAAAUAAAAAACAUUUAAGGAGCUAUUAAAUAUGUUUCAUUAACUCCACAUUACUGUAUCAAAUAUGUUUUUUAUUGGUGGGAUAUAAUAUUCUAAUCUUAUAUGUUGUGCUUCCAUUAGCUGGAAAGGGAAAACAUCAUAAUUUACAGAAAUGAGGGCUUGAAAACAUCAAGUUUGUUUGAAAUGAAUCUACAUAUUUGUGUUUCACUCAGUGGAUUAAAUUAAUUAAAGAAAUUAGCUUUUCUAUAAUAUUCUAAUUUAUUGACUAUGACUGUAUGAAAAGAUUCACAAAGGGUGCAUUUUCAUGGUUGUAAGGAUUGUGUAAUGUACCUUGGUUCUUGUUUUGUAUCUGUCACUUCAUUUAUAUCUGUAAGAAAAUCUCAGACUGCACGUCCAACCUGAAAUGUGGAAACACAUCUUAAAAAAAGGAAGUCCAACUGGUGAAACUGAAACUUUAUGUACAUGUUCCAGUCUAAGGAAUAUCUUGCCACACAAGAAAGUAAAAUGAAAGAAAUCACUCUUCUUGUCUGCAGAACUGCAUUACAGGCUUCUAUUGGCAUUUUAAACACCGCAUUGCUCUCAGGAAAACCCUCUACUGUUCUUAUGUGUGGUUCCAUCACAGAUGUCCUCUUGCAUUACUCUUCUCUUGACAAACACAUUUCUGACCCACUGCCACACCCAGCCAGUUCUUACUUUUUACCUGUCCCUCUGAGGAUUGUGAAGCACUUAAUGAAUAUAAUGGGAUUUCUCCCUUUCUGAGAUUCUAAAGUUUAGAUUUAUUUAUAGGACUAGGUGACCUGAUGUAAAUGGAAAAUAUAAAAGCUUUUAGAGACAGACUAACUGGAGGUACAUGUCAUCAUGCCCAUUUUUAUUAGCACUUCACAGAGACUGAGAACCCUUUUUUACAGAGCUCUCUAAUGGGGAUGAGGGGAGGCAGGCUGGCUUUUCUCCCCACAUUCAAGUGUAAUUGCUUUGAAUAUUUAUUGCAUUUUAGCUGCAGUUUUAAACUCGCAUGUCUCAUGUUCAUUAAGCAAUAGUCAUCUGGCAUUUCAUUGUAAAGUGGUUUUGAAAUCUGCAGAUUUGCUGUGUUCAAAUGUUCUGUUAUUGUGAUGGGCUACACGGUGAUGCUGUUUUUAGCACUCUUUUCUUGCAAAAUGAAGUUCCUAAGUUUAAAUUCCAUCUGGGGUCUUUCUGGAUGCCGUUUGCAUGUUCUCCUUGUGCAUGUUUGGGAUCUCUGCAGGUAUUCCUGCUUCAUCACACAGUCUAAACGUAUGCCUGUUAGGUUGCUUCUCUUAAUUGUCCUGGGAGUUAGCGGGCCUGUUUUUUGUUCUGUAAUGGACAGCAACCUGUCCAGGGUCUACCUGCCUCUUACUCAUUGAGCCCAGCAGAUAUGCAGCAGACCCAGGUAAUCACUAUGUAUAGAUGGAUUAUAUUGCAGCUGAGUGUAUUUGACUCCCUGGAUCUGCUGGUAAAGGUACUAUGCUAUAAAACCAUUGCAUGCAACAAUUAUUAUUAGAAAAUAUGGAUGCAAUUCAUAAGUUAGGUCAAACAGUAAUAAAAAAGAUAUUCUUUUAAA